AUGGAAGUUAAAUAUCAACAAAUCAAACAUCUUAAUAAAAAGUAUUUAAUUCAAAUGAUUAUACUUGAAAAAGAAAUUAUUGUUGUUAUACAAUAUAAAAACAGUAAUGAAUUAAAUGGAUUAUCUUUAUCUCAAAAAACAGUUGAACAACUACCAAGUACAACACAACUUUAUGGAGAUGUUUUAGAUUCAGACUCUCAAUCAUUGUCACAAUUAUUUUCUAUGAAAUUAAAAAAGAGAGUGACAGUUUCAUGUAAUGUUACAUUUGAUAUGUUUGAUGAUUCAAAAGCUUUUGUCUCUUCACAAAUACUUCAAUUUCUUUCUUGA
Messenger RNA from Entamoeba nuttalli P19, 327 nucleotides. RefSeq lists its product as hypothetical. Bases 1 to 327 code for a protein of 108 amino acids. NCBI's taxonomy places the organism in Eukaryota, Evosea, Mastigamoebida, Endamoebidae. Gene Ontology annotation, biological process: proteasome assembly. The record is from RefSeq and is a predicted model, not a curated record. The transcript has a single exon.